GGGGCCAAGAGACCCGGAAAGUGCCGAGGCUUUCCUGACGGGCUUUCAGUGAAGCUGUAACCUGGCAGCCCGAGCGCAGACAUGUGCGGAAUCUUUGCCUAUCUGAAUUACCAUGUGCCAAGGACUCGACGUGAGAUCCUGGAGAUCCUUCUCAAAGGCCUGCGACGUCUGGAGUACCGAGGAUAUGACUCUGCAGGUGUGGGAAUCGAUGGUGGCAACAGCAAAGAGUGGGAGCUGAAUUCCAAGUCCAUUCAUCUGAUCAAGCAGCGUGGAAAAGUAAAGGUCCUGGAUGAAGAAAUCCACAAGCAGCAGGAUAUGGACCUUGAUGUGGAGUUUGACGUUCACUUGGGCAUCGCUCACACGCGCUGGGCCACUCACGGUGUGCCAAGUCCGGUCAACAGUCACCCGCAUCGCUCUGACAAGACCAAUGAGUUCAUCGUCAUUCACAAUGGCAUCAUCACCAACUACAAAGAUCUGCAGAAAUUCUUGCAAAGCAAAGGUUAUGAAUUUGAGUCGGAGACUGACACCGAGUCCAUUGCCAAGUUGGUGAAGUAUAUGUAUGACAACCGUGAGGCCGAUAUCAGCUUUGCCACCCUGGUGGAAAGAGUGACCCAGCAGCUGGAAGGAGCGUUCGCUCUGGUUUUCAAGAGCGUCCAUUACCCUGGAGAGGCAGUCGGCACAAGGCGAGGAAGCCCAUUGCUGAUCGGAGUACGGAGCGAUCACAAGUUGUCCACCGAUCACAUCCCUGUCAUGUACCGCUCCUCCAAUAAAGACAAGAAGAGCGUCACUGCUUUGCCCAGGACAGACCAGGACACGUGCCUCUUCCCUGUCGAUGAGAAGGCUGUGGAGUAUUACUUUGCUUCUGACGCAAGUGCUGUGAUCGAGCACACAAACAGGGUGAUCUUCCUGGAGGACGAUGACGUAGCUGCUGUGUCCGAAGGCCGACUCUCCAUCCACAGGAUCAAACGCACAGCAGGAGACUACCCGGCACGAGCCGUCCAGACCCUGCAAAUGGAGCUGCAGCAGAUCAUGAAAGGAAACUACAGCUCUUUCAUGCAGAAAGAAAUCUUUGAGCAGCCAGAGUCCGUGGUCAACACCAUGAGAGGAAGGGUCAACUUUGAUGACAACACAGUCACCCUGGGUGGACUGAAGGACCACAUCAAAGAGAUCCAGAGGUGUCGCAGACUGAUCCUGAUUGCCUGUGGCACCAGCUACCAUGCCGGGGUCGCGACUCGGCAGGUCCUGGAGGAGCUGACGGAGUUGCCCGUCAUGGUGGAGCUGGCCAGCGACUUCCUGGACAGGAACACUCCAGUUUUCAGGGACGACGUCUGCUUCUUUAUCAGCCAGUCAGGGGAGACUGCCGACAGCCUGAUGGCCCUGCGUUACUGUAAGGAGAGAGGGGCUCUCACCGUGGGCAUCACCAACACAGUGGGCAGCACCAUCUCCAGGGAGACUGACUGCGGAGUCCACAUCAAUGCUGGGCCUGAGAUUGGAGUAGCCAGCACCAAGGCCUACACCAGUCAGUUCGUGGCCUUGAUCAUGUUUGCGCUGCUGAUGUGUGACGACAGGAUUUCUGUGCAACCCCGGCGACGUGAGAUUAUCCAGGGCCUGAGGGUCCUGCCAGAUUUGAUCAAGGAGGUCCUGAAUCUGGAUGAUGAGAUCCAGAAGUUGGCGACAGAGUUGUACCAGCAGAAGAGUGUGCUGAUCAUGGGCCGGGGCUACCACUACGCCACCUGUCUGGAAGGAGCACUGAAAAUCAAGGAGAUCACGUACAUGCACUCGGAAGGCAUCCUGGCUGGGGAGUUGAAACAUGGGCCACUGGCUCUGGUGGAUAAACUCAUGCCAGUCAUCAUGAUCAUCAUGAGGGACCACACCUAUAUCAAGUGUCAGAACGCCCUUCAGCAAGUCGUCGCCCGCCAGGGCCAGCCCAUCGUGAUCUGCGACAAAGACGACUACGAGACCAUCAAGAACUCCAGCCGCACCAUCAAAGUGCCUCACUGUGUGGACUGUCUGCAAGGCAUCCUGAGCGUCAUCCCACUGCAGCUGCUGUCCUUCCACCUGGCUGUGCUCCGAGGAUUCGACGUGGACUGUCCGCGAAACCUGGCCAAAUCCGUCACAGUGGAGUGAAGCUCCAUAAAUCAUCUCAGCUGCACCUGAAGGAUGUGGGUGUGCCGACACACACACACCAGCUGUGUACUGAUAGUGUACCUAGAGAAGAUGAUGUCACCUUUCAUAACCCGCCCCUUUAAAGCAAUGUAUAUGUGACAGUAGCGUGCACCGCUGUUUAGUUCAUGUAGCUCACGUCUGUGUUUUUUCAGUGCAUUUGAUCAGAGAUGACGUUUGUCUGGCGGGAGCUGGGCUGGCACAACUCUCUCUCGCUCACUCUCUCACUCUCUCUUGGGACUGGAAAAUCUGGUCGUGAUCUAACCUGUGAGCAGAUUUCAACGCAGUAGAGCGACUAGUCUUUGAAUCGAUCUCCUUCUUGUGCACUUCCGUGAGCUUCAGUCGGCGUACUUUCUGGCAGCUAAUCAUGUGACAUGUCUUCACUGAAUCCCUGUCUGUUUGUUGUAGCCAAUGACUGUAAAUCAGUAAACAACGCUGUGAUUUGCUUGGUAGUGUGACAUCAUGGAUCAUUAUGGGAUGGGGCUGCCCUUUUAAACCUUUUUAUCCUUUCCUCCAGACUGACUGUUUUUACGCUCUAGUUUACACAAAACUGAAGUAACUUUGUUGAGCUGAAGUGCAAACGGCGGGCGGCCACUCGCCAGCCCAACCCCUGAAUUCACGCGUCACAAUACUGGGACCAUUUUAAAGUCAUGCUUUGUUUUCUUUUCUAAAGAUGAUCAGGAAAUGUUGGUAUUUAUCCCUGUUGAUAACGUCCUCAACCAAAAAAAACGUCUUGUUUCAUUUUUGUAAACCAAAACCAUUGUAUGAAACAUGUGCAUCCUGGCCUCAACAAGGUGUUGUAAUGUGCCAUCUGAAGUAACAUGUGAGUAGCACUCACCAGUACGUCCCACUUCCUGUGUCCUCAAUCAGUUCACGACUCGACAUUUCAUUCUAGAGUUACCUUUUCUCAACCAUGCCUUAAUUUCACGUCUUGCAUGGAGUUGGGGUGCGUAGCAUGACGCGACUGCUGCUUGUGAUCCGGCCCAGUGAGGAGAAUGGUUUCUGCUGAGGCAUUGAUGAAGACAAUACACUGAAACAUCUGCUGCUGUUUAAUAUCGGAACUGACACAGAAUAAAUGGUCGAGCAGCUUUUGUGUCUGUGAUUGUUCAUUUAAAAGGUCACUUUUGUCAUGUGGUGAAUACC
This is a messenger RNA of Synchiropus splendidus (mandarinfish), 3306 nucleotides long. RefSeq names its product glutamine--fructose-6-phosphate transaminase 1 (gene gfpt1). The coding region runs from base 82 to 2127 and encodes 681 amino acids. The record is from RefSeq and is a predicted model, not a curated record. NCBI's taxonomy places the organism in Eukaryota, Metazoa, Chordata, Actinopteri, Syngnathiformes, Callionymidae. Gene Ontology annotation, molecular function: carbohydrate derivative binding; L-glutamine:D-fructose-6-phosphate transaminase (isomerizing) activity. The transcript is spliced from 19 exons. Gene Ontology annotation, biological process: UDP-N-acetylglucosamine metabolic process; protein N-linked glycosylation; fructose 6-phosphate metabolic process.